CAACCGAGCCUAUACCUAAAGUAAUAACAUCUGCUAUGGCUGAGUAUUCACUUGGAUUAUCUACAUUCGAGGGGUACAAAGGUUAUAGUGCCGAGCAAGGAAAUAAGGAAUUACGCAAGGUUAUAUGUGAAACAAUAUACAAAGACAUGGGCAUAAAAGACAAUGAAGUGUUCGUGUCAGAUGGUGCACAAUGCGACAUUGCUCGCCUUCAGCUUCUCUUCGGGUCUAACGUCACGAUUGCAGUGCAAGAUCCUACCUUUCCGAUGCAUUAA
Molecule: messenger RNA, 272 nt
Organism: Phalaenopsis equestris
Lineage: Eukaryota; Viridiplantae; Streptophyta; Magnoliopsida; Asparagales; Orchidaceae
Product: aminotransferase ALD1 homolog
Exons: 5
Coding region: 36-272 (78 amino acids)
Biological process (GO): L-pipecolic acid biosynthetic process; systemic acquired resistance, salicylic acid mediated signaling pathway
Cellular component (GO): chloroplast
Molecular function (GO): L-lysine:pyruvate alpha-transaminase activity
Source: RefSeq, a predicted model, not a curated record